Molecule: messenger RNA, 2734 nt
Organism: Porites lobata
Lineage: Eukaryota; Metazoa; Cnidaria; Anthozoa; Scleractinia; Poritidae
Source: the annotation of a GenBank genome assembly
GUAGUAGUAAGUAAACAUUUACUAUAAUGCUUUUGCCUUUCUCGGAAAAAGAACGGAUAUUCUCAGUGGACAGAAGGGUUUAACUACGAGUGGAGUUCGCUUUACACAUACAGGUAAGAAAGUCCCUAACCGUUACUUAACAGAGACGUAGCAACUCAUCUUUACUGAUUGGGUACCGGUAAAUUUCUAGUAUCCGUAGCCAUGAAUACCGUUAGAUCGCUUCUUACUCCGGAGAAACGCGCCAGGCUACGCGUAGAGUGAUUAUGCCAGAACUACUCUCGGUAAAUGAUGGUCGUUUAAAUAUUGUACACGGAAAAUAUGCUCUCCUAAUCGUUCCAGUGGGCACAAAAGGUGUAUCUUAUAAUUAAGGUUCCUAAGUACUCAGUCUCGUACUCGCAAUCUUACCUUGAAAGUCAGAUUCAUUUGGAGCACUUUUGACCACUUGAAGCAGGAGCAUGUUUACAUUCAACUGCUGUCGAUUCACUCAGUGAAACCACCCUCCCCGUCUGGGAAUUGAAGCUACAUUUCUUAUAUAUAGGCGAAUACUGCAUAAUGAUAAUUAUAAUAAUAAUAAACAACAACAACAACGAAUACAUCAAAAGAGUUCUCUCUGGAUAUGCUUGGAAGUUUUUGCAAAUCAUGGAAAAAGUUGUUGCUAGGUAGUCAAUGGGAUUAAUUGCGAUUCAUAAUUGCUGGUUUUCGUUCCGCGGUUACGCUUCGUUCAGUGGUUGGACCACUUUCCUGUGGGUCCUUUUUGCUAUUUGGAUGAAUUCCUAUCAUUUGUCUCGGUGGUUUUGCGGACUUUGUUUUGUUAUUUUGAGAUUUAGUACAUGCCUUACGAAUAGUUAGUUCGAUUUAGACGAUAAUUUGUAUCGUACAGUGGGUAACUUACACUUGAGAAAAAAAUUAGCAAGUUAAUAUCCAGUACUUUUCCUUUUCUAAUGUACCAAAAAUAUCAUUUCGGAAUACUUAGUAACGUUAACACUGUGAUGCAUACUUAGGUCACUGAGUACGCUAGUUUAAGCCUGAGAAAUCCGAGAAGGUUCCAAAGACCAUAACAAAAUGCCAUUUCUGGGAAAAAACGGAUGUAUCAACCGUAAGUGAUACGUCUAAAGUGCAAAGUAGUACGUCUAAAGUACGUCUAACAUGUAAAUAAUUUCUCUCGUACUUGCGUUCGCCUUUACCUUCGAUUCGCACUUCUAACUUUCUUAGCAAACCUGUUCAGUUUUCGCUAUAGACCGACGAGACAAUUAUUUAAUUAUUUGUUGUCGAGAAUAAUCAAGAUCUUGGUGAGACUGGUAAGUGUGCCUCGGCUUAUAACAUUUACGUUGACCUAGUUCUAGUUGAUUACUCUGGAAAUCACAAAAACCCUCCUCCAACAACUAAAGAAUUCCCUUAUAUAUACACAGUUGACCGCAUACCAAGGGCUUCAAAAACGUGUUAGCAUUUUCGAUUAGUGGAAGGUUUUAGAAGGCGUGAUAGACACCUAACAAGAGGGGGGAUCGGUUGACUUACAGUUUCAAAAGUCUAAUUUGCUCUGUCUUUUUUUUAAAGAAACAGGUUUACUAAGAGUUCUCCAGUGACAUGUCUGUUGAGACAGCUGAAGUCGAGCGACUGAAGUGGAGAAAGAUAGAAGUAGAAGACGUUGGAAAGAUUACAUUUGUCAGAGAUACUCCACAUGCAAAGUCAAACCAUUUUAUCGAGCAAAGCAGGCCUUACUUCCCAAAUGCAAAAUUGCCAACCUACUUCGACAGUCAGUGUUGCAACUUCCUAACCUUCGCAAAAUUGUUUUGUUUUGCGAGUCUCUUCGGCGCCUUGGCGGCUGCUGGUACGUCACUGCUCAUUCCUAUUUUCUUCUUCAUUGGUUGUUUGGCGCUUUUUGUCGUUUACUGCCAACACGAGAGAGUGAAUCAGAAAUCUCUGCCCACUGUCAUGACACAGCCCGUCAUUGCGAGUCAGAACUCCACAAACAGCUUCUAUGAAGUUACUGUUACAGAUCUUGACGGCAUUGCUUUGCAGAAUUACCAAGCUGGUGUCGGCUUCAUCACUGUUUCCCAGGGAAAGGUCAAGUUCCAGGCCUUCAACACGAAAGCGAUAGCAUACAUGAUGAGCGCAAGGUGCCAGUCUCGCCUGAUGAUGAUUCUCUUCUUAGCGUGCUCUGUUUAUAACUGUUACUUCGUGGUCGCUUACUCCCAGUAUGGAUUAAAUGCUCACUGAGAAAGAAAAAAAAGGAAAAUGAAAAAAGGCGAAGAGGAGCUUGGAGAGGAUUGCUUUUGUAGAUUAUUUCCUGGAAAAUACUUCAUUCUAGAGACUUUGUAACCAGUAAGCGUUGUACGUUUAACCAUACUAGAUAUAAGGACUAUCCGACAUUUUCUUUUAAACAAUUACGUGUUUGUCUGUUUAUUGCCAACCUGUCUUUUACAUCCUACAUUAUCUUUUUAUUACAAUGAAAAAUGUAGCUAAAGCAAAGGGAAACACAGCAAGCUCUAAAGAGCUUUAAUUGACUUUCCCCAAUGAUUUUUCAGCCUAAAUAGUUGGAAAAAAGGUGGAAUAAUGAGUUACACGUUACAUAAUUCAAGGUAUCAAAGAGAAAUAUUACCUGAUUGCUAAUCUAUGUAUAUGUUAUAUCGCACCUGAUACGAAGAAAAACCUAGCUACUCUGGAAACGAAAUUAAAAUGAUACCGAACAACGAGGCAAAGUGUCAGUUUAAGCUGAUGAGUGUAAAGAUUCGAU